CUCUCCCCUUCCUGCCUAAAGAUACGGCUGAUAAGCGCGCGGGCAGCGCGAGCAGUAGGGAGCCCAGCAGCUUGGAGCAUCUCUCAUCCAGAACUAGUGUAAGACGCCUAGAAGCAGAGAUCAAGUUCCUAAAGCCACUAAAAGCUGAAGAUGGAUAUUAAGCAUGUGAAGGAUUAUCUUUACUGGCUAUACUAUCAAUACCUACUGAUCACCUGUUGCUAUGUGUUGGAGCCCUGGGAGCAAUCCAUGUUCCAUACUAUUUUUAUUACUGUUUUUGCUAUGGUAGUGUACACAGCUUAUGUCUUUAUACCUAUCCACAUCCAUUUGGCUUUUGAGUUCUUCUCCCAGUUAUUUGGAGACCAGCGUGAAAGUACUGUUGCCAUUAUGAACUGAAUUUGCCAGGGUUGAUGAUGCAACAGCUACUAUGUGAAAUGUCUUCUUCGAAGUUGGGGUUGUUUGUUUAGAAAAAGUUUGCGUUUGCAGAAACAAUGCUUCCUCGUACAAAAGCUAGCCUGCAUAAUUACAAUAACUGAAAACCAGAAUAGUGCAUCACUCCUCACUGUAUAGUUGGUAUUUAAAUAAAACACGAGCACAGCUUUUAGUCUGUGACUGUGCAUCACCAACUUUGGAACACAUUACGUAAUAUUCAACUUGUCUACUGAGAAUAGUGUCCAUAUGUAGUAGAUCCUCAAUGUAGAGAAAAACGUUAUGUUCUUUAACAGUUAGAGACCUUAUUUAUUUAUCACACUGUGUCUAGAAUCAUGAUUUUUACACACAUGGCUUUCACACUCAAUCAGAAUUUAAUUUUAAUAGCAUAUAUGAAAAUGUAUUGCAAACAGCAAUAAGUAUUAAUGACGAUAGUUGGUAGGAUAUUAUAUUUUUUGAAUACAAGAAAGCUUCUUCUCCCAGAAGGGUACAUGGCAACUACCUUGCAAUACAUGCAAUUCUUUUCCUCAUCCUAGUUUACAGUAUAUCAGAAAUGUGACUCAAAUAUAGCAGGACCCAAGCAGCUGAA
Molecule: messenger RNA, 1015 nt
Organism: Gopherus flavomarginatus (Mexican gopher tortoise)
Lineage: Eukaryota; Metazoa; Chordata; Testudines; Testudinidae
Gene: SPTSSB
Product: serine palmitoyltransferase small subunit B
Exons: 3
Coding region: 151-393 (80 amino acids)
Biological process (GO): endoplasmic reticulum organization; ceramide biosynthetic process
Cellular component (GO): serine palmitoyltransferase complex
Molecular function (GO): serine C-palmitoyltransferase activity
Source: RefSeq, a predicted model, not a curated record